GAUGCUAUUCCUCUACUCAAGCGCGUAUUGACCCUCUCUCCUCAUGCGAACCAUUCAGGUGCGUAAGCUUACCCUGGUGUGUAAAGAUGGAAAAAGCAGUGAUGAGUCCACCUUUCCUUCUCUCUGCUUCCUCCGGCUUGGAAGCUCCCAGACCGGCCUCCCUCAUGGACUGACUCUUGAGAUACCGAACAGUUCUCUGACGAUCUUUUCUCAUCUUGUGUUUAUUCUCGAUUUUAAUUCUAGCGGCUAAAUAGAUUUGAGCUUUAAGAAACGUCUUGGCACCGACAGGUUCCGAUCUUCAGGUGCACUCGAAAUCCUCAUCUUUGCGCUAUUUUCUGAGGUGGGUUGAUCUUGUUUUGGGUCCAGACUCGUGGCUUUGAUCUGUUAGUGUGAUUAGAUUGGUGGGGUUUUCCUAAUAAACCGAUUUCAAUUUCUGUGUUUGAUCCAAAUGGUCUAUAUCCACAACUCCGUUUCGUUCUGCAAGUCCGUUGACCAGCCUGCAAACAUGGCGUUAUAUGUUAAUUCAACCGAUACAUGCUCUAAGUCAAGGCAGAACAAUCAUUUGUGCAGGAACAGAAAGAUUCCCAAUUCUCAGAAUUAUUUGAAAAUUCCGGCCUGCCAUCGAUCUCGAUCGGCUGCUGUCGAUGUGCUGAUAUUGAUCGCAGUGAUCGGUGCUUGUGGGUUUUUGUUAUUUCCUUAUGUUAAGCUUUUAUGCCUCAAAUUUGUUGAAUUUGUCGCAGCCGCUCUGUAUGUGGUGAAAGAGGAGGUUUCUAGUGCUCCGAUGAUCUACGCGUCUCUAGGGAUUAGCGUGUCGUGUGCAGCAGUUGCUGCGUGGGGAAUUAUGAUUUGUACAAGUAGCAAAUGCGGGAAUCCCAAUUGCCAGGGACUUAGAAAAGCGGCGGAAUUCGAUAUUCAGCUUGAGACCGAGGAGUGCGUGAAGAAUUCUACUUCUUUGGGGAGAGAUGGUGUGAAGAAGGGCCUAUUCGAAUUGCCUCGUGAUCACCAUCGGGAACUGGAAGCCGAGCUUAAGAAGAUGGCACCCCCAAAUGGAAGAGCAGUUCUUGUGUUUCGAUCGAGGUGCGGGUGCUCUGUUGGUAGGUUGGAAGUUCCUGGACCGAGGAAGCAUCGAAAGAUCAAAAAGUAAUGUUCUUAUAAGUAUAUUAACUGACAGGAUGGAUGUUCAUUACAGAGACAGUUAUAAUGUAGAGGGAAGAGGCUUUUCUGGUUCUUCUUCUCUCAACUAUAGUGUUUUUGAAUAAGCUCAUGGCAAUAAGUUGUAAGGAUUAUAUACAUAUGAUGGAUACAGUGGGAAAUAUAAUAGGCCCUUACUUUUAUUAACUA
Molecule: messenger RNA, 1341 nt
Organism: Malania oleifera
Lineage: Eukaryota; Viridiplantae; Streptophyta; Magnoliopsida; Santalales; Ximeniaceae
Exons: 1
Coding region: 449-1144 (231 amino acids)
Source: RefSeq, a predicted model, not a curated record